CCACAGGUUGACCAGGCGUUUCGAAACAUUGUUCUGCUAAACCGUGACUUGCUGACCUUCUACGAGCUCUCUCUGGGCGUCUCCUCGGGUGAUUUUGGUCGACUCGAGCUCUUUCUUGGCACUCUGACUGAGGGAUUUGCUGGGGCACAGCGACAUAACUAUGUAACCGAGAUGCUUCACCUCAUUCACAAUCUAAAAAAGGUCUGGACUCCGCAGUUUGCGUAC
Coniophora puteana RWD-64-598 SS2 is the source of this 225-nucleotide messenger RNA. RefSeq lists its product as uncharacterized. The record is from RefSeq and is a predicted model, not a curated record. Lineage: Eukaryota; Fungi; Basidiomycota; Agaricomycetes; Boletales; Coniophoraceae. The annotation marks the transcript as partial. The transcript has a single exon.